GAGAGAGGACGCGGUGUGCUGCGAUUUCAUUCCAAUGGACCGUUCACUGUCUGAAUAGAUAACGUUUAGUCUUUAGCUAUACCUAAUAAUGUGUAAAAACAUGAUGUGUUUCAAGUGAAAUAGCUUAUUCUGAUUGCUCUAUGGAAAUGAGACAUCAAAACGUUAUCAGUUGUUGUACGGCGUGGGGACCUCCCACUUAGCGCUUGAAGACGCCUAUUUCACACAAACUGUCUUGUUCAGUGUUCAGCCUAACGGUACCAAGUUGGUUGUAAAUUUACUGAGCUGUUUUGCUCGUGUCAGUAUUGAAUCGCGGACACUCUAACUGGAUACAUUUGAUACAUCUGGAAUCAAUCAGUCUACAAUCUAGGAAUUAAUCCAUAAUCCAGAGACCUGACGUGUUGUUUAAAGAAGUAGAGAUGAAAGAAGGCAAAGGAUAACAUCAUGCGUCCCACAGAGAUGAUAGGCCGAUGGAGCGUGUGAAGAUGUCCCUAAAGACUGCGAAAACAUGGUGCCUUAGACUGCUCCCUGUGGUCCUCUUCUUCGUCUCCUACUACUGCUCCUACGUCUUUCAGAGCUGCUAUGGAGGCACCAGCAAGACUCCUACUCCGACUAAGGCCCUGUGUGGUGGCUGGCCGUCGCAGAAGAAGUGGGAGAGCCUUAACUUUAACAUUAGCCGACAAACACAACUGUUUUUGAAACUGGAGGAUUUCUUCUGGCGAGAGCAUCUUUCAACAUUGACUUUACCUUAUGGUAUAAAGGGCAGUGAGCUGCUUCUGCUGAAAGUUUUAGCCGUUGUUGCCAGCUACAAAAUGCCAGCCAACAUAGAAAAUCUUGAGUGCAGAACCUGUGUGGUAAUAGGAAACGGAUAUGCCAUCAAAAACAGUUCCCUGGGUGGCGUCAUCAACAAGUAUGAUGUGGUGAUCCGUCUGAACGAUGCUCCCGUGAGGGGCUAUGAGGAUGACGUGGGCAACAAGACCACCAUGCGCCUCUUCUACCCUGAGUCAGCCUCCUACAACCCUGGGCUGCAUAAUGAGCCAGACACCCUCAUGGUCCUCAUCCCUUUCAAACAGCAGGACCUCCGCUGGCUCAAAGAGAUCCUCUACGACGAGAAGAGGGUGAGAAAAGGCUUCUGGAAGCCCCCUCCACAAAUCUGGCUGGGCAGUACCAGUCAUAUCCGGGUGCUGGACCCUCACUUCCUGCUGGAGACAUCCAACACCCUCCUCCAGAUCCCACUUAACCCCAAAAACAAACAGAAGCUAGUCCAUCCCACCACGGGGAUCAUUGCUGUGUUUGUGGCCCUUAACUACUGUGAUGUGGUUCACAUAGCAGGGUUUGGAUACCCUGUCGCCAAGAACCAGAAACAUCCAAUACAUUACUAUGGAUACGACACCAUGAAAUCCAUGAAGAAUUCCUAUCAUGACGUCAACAACGAAGCAGAAGCCUUAAGAAGACUCGAGGACUCGGGGGCGAUUGUGUACUUACACGCUCACUCAUGACACACAAGCAUACAGACACACACACAGUUUCUCUUAAGAGAUUACAAAUAAAAUAAUUGCAACAAAGUUUUAUGAUUUUAAUUUAAUUUUUUUAACGCUCUUAUCAAAAUGAUACCACUGGAUAUUUUAUUGUACAGUAUGUAAUUACUUUUUAUUAAAAUGAAAUACAAUUAUA
This is a messenger RNA of Osmerus eperlanus (European smelt), 1671 nucleotides long. It is a transcript of the gene st3gal4, whose product is annotated as ST3 beta-galactoside alpha-2,3-sialyltransferase 4. Lineage: Eukaryota; Metazoa; Chordata; Actinopteri; Osmeriformes; Osmeridae. The record is from RefSeq and is a predicted model, not a curated record. Gene Ontology annotation, biological process: glycolipid biosynthetic process. The transcript is spliced from 12 exons. Bases 468 to 1496 code for a protein of 342 amino acids. Gene Ontology annotation, molecular function: sialyltransferase activity.